CAUAAUUUGAAAUUCAUGAUUGUAUAACAAGUGCUAUAAAAGUCGAAUGCAGGGCAUCGGAUUCUUUCAUUCAGUUUUUUUUUCUGUCUUGAGCAUCAGUCAUUCGAAUUCCAGUACAUCCCUCGACGGACUUCACUUGGUAAUAUUCUCAAGAUUAUUUAUUAAAUUCCCGCCAAAUCGCAACAAGUCUCAAAAUGUCAACAACGUCUAAACUUGACGCCCUCCCAGAUUUUGCCAAGGAGUACUGCUAUGAAAUCGAUGGAUGGGUCAUGCCUAAACUAAAUCCGAAACGCUUCUUGGAUGACCUCAAGAACUAUGAGGUCAGAAGUGACGACACAUACCUCAUCACGUGGCCCAAAUCAGGAACAACGUGGAUGCAGAAUAUCCUGACAUUGAUCUUUGCUAAUGGUGACAUGGAUGCAGUCAGAGAGAAACAUCUCUUCGAUCGAGUUCCCUUCUUAGAGAUGCCACAGGGAUUAGACUAUAAAAAGGCUGAAAAUGACAAUGGGCUGUAUGAGAUUGCCAGGGAUAUGCCCUCUCCUCGCAUUCUUAAAACCCAGUUACCACCUCCAUUCCUUCCCAGUCAGCUAGAGGAAAAGAAACCAAAGAUUGUAUACGUCGCCAGGAACCCUAAGGAUGCGGCUGUAUCGCACUUCCAUUUCUGCAACGUAUCACCUGCCCUCCCUCAGUAUAGAGACUGGAAUGACUUCUUCAUUGACUUUUGUAACGACUCAAUUCCCCGAGGAUCCUGGUUUGAAAACGUCUUCUAUUGGUGGAAUAAGCGAAAUGAACCCAAUGUGCUUUUUAUCACAUAUGAGGAAAUGAAAAAAGACCUCCGAGCUUCUGUUGUACGAGUUUGCGAGUUCCUCGGCAAAGACCUUUCAGAAGAAAUCAUUGACGUGGUCACGGAGAACUCGACAUUUGCCGCAAUGAAGAAGGACCCGAAAUCGAAUCCCGACUCGUUGCCCAUCUUCAAGGAAGCAGUGAAACAAAAGAGAUCGUUUCUAAGGAAAGGUGAAGUUGGCGACUGGAAAAACCAUUUUACAGUAGCUCAAAAUGAAAUCUUCGAUGACUUAUAUCGUGAAAAAACGGAAGGUACAGACGUGAAUUUCACCUUUCAACUUUAGACUCUGGCACCAAACUCUUUGAUGAAAAGGGUCCUUUCGAUCAGUUCAGAUGAGGUCUACAUUGACAGCAUAAUUUCAGAUAUCCCUGGUUGUAUUUUUUAACAUUUGCGACCCAAAGCUAUGGGCAUAACACUGAUCUUUAACACGGACUCUAUCAUUAAUGAAUGCUAACAUUGUAUGCUGAUUCUGCAUUCUGAAACCAACUUUAAUUCCAUUAAGCCUAAUAUCUACACUAACCUCAAUACUAACGUUAACCCUAACACUAAUCCAGUUUAAUCCUGUCUUUACCAUAAUCUUGUCCUUACCUUCCUGUUACUCUAACACCAACACUAACACUUAUCGUAACACUCAUCCUAACUCUGACAUUAAUCACAACCCUGACACUUACCAUAAUUCCACCUCGAUAUUCUACAGUACUUGAGACAGAAACUUUAGAAAGAGAGAAAAAAAAAACAAAUCAGUGUAAAAUUGUGAUAAGCA
This is a messenger RNA of Lytechinus variegatus (green sea urchin), 1607 nucleotides long. Its product is annotated as sulfotransferase 1E1-like. The coding region runs from base 195 to 1127 and encodes 310 amino acids. Gene Ontology annotation, biological process: sulfation. The record is from RefSeq and is a predicted model, not a curated record. Gene Ontology annotation, cellular component: cytoplasm. The transcript has 9 exons. Gene Ontology annotation, molecular function: sulfotransferase activity. Lineage: Eukaryota; Metazoa; Echinodermata; Echinoidea; Temnopleuroida; Toxopneustidae.